AUGCCUGACAUAGAUCCAGCGGCCCUGAGCAGGCCGCCAAUCUCGACAACUCCCAUCCUGCCUCCGAAAACUCUCAGCGCAUCAAUUAUUCCCCCUCCGAAGGUUGCGAAAUCCAAUCAUGUCCCUCCUCGGAUUGACCUGGAACCGCUCUAUACCGCGCUCAAAGCUGCGAUUGGGGAGAAUUGGAAGACGUAUAAGGAAGCAUUGGGUCUUUUCAUGUUGGGCAAACUUGACCAGUCAGAAUUAUCUAAGCGAAUUGAUUGGUUUCUGAUUACUCCAGCUGGGGAGAUCGAGCAUUGUCAUAACCAGCUCAUUGCAGCAAUAUAUGCAAAUGUUACUAGGGAAAUUCCAGAUGCGGGCGUGGCUAGUUGGGUCAGCGCCAAUGAUAAGCCUACGGUGGGAACGGGAAGCAAGCCAGUUACUGGCGAUGCGGCCGAACAAAGACUGAAAACGGAGGUCAUGCAAUUGCCUAGUAGAGAUCGAAGAAGGAUAAAAGACCUUAGUUUAAACGAGACUGAUCCCCAGGAUGCCUUUACAAUCGUUUUUGGCGAACAUCGCCGACCGAAGGUUGCUAGAAUCACAGAUACAGUUCCCGCCAGCGCUGGGGGGCUCAACAAAACAAACUGGGACCUAGAGAUUCGUAAAAGAUACGCACAGACACUUGCGGUUGAGUCAGGCGAGUUUCCGGACAUGCAAGGUAUUGAGUCGCGGAUGUUGCCCAUCUGUUAUGAAGGCGGCCUUACUUCUGGACACGUUCCGGAUGCUGCCCAAUUUAUGUCUGUUGCAACCGAAACAUUUUUGAAGGAAGUGCUUUCCUCAAUUUUUAGCAAGACGAGGAGUAAUGGCCCUGGAACAGCUGGAAGCGCUGGUACAGGUGGUGGUGCUGCUUGGAUUCAAACCCAGAAAUAUCGUGUUCAACUCGAAAAGGAGGAAGAAGCUUGGUUGCGAGGAGAGAUACAGAGAGAUAAAGUCGGACUGUUACCGGUUGAAGCCAAAGCAGCCAGUGACCGAGCGCCACUGGGGAUGGCAGAUGUUCGAACUGCUCUCGAGCUAGGUGAUUGUGGUCUAGGUCAGAUGCCUGUUGUUAUGGAGCAGAUAGUGUUUGGUUACCGAGAAGGGGAGCUGGAGGCGUGGGAUGACUAUUCUUACCUUGAGGGAUAUUCUAUUCCUCCAAUCCAAGACAUCGACGGAGACACUACAAUGGGGGGCACAAAUGGUGUCAGCGGUACGAACGGCGUCAACCAUGAUUACGAUGCUGAAAGCGAUUCAGGAUGGGUCGGUGGCGAAUUUGAAGACAAGGCUGAGCUUGACGAUCUUCUUGAUUCAUGUCUUGCUAUUGGAGCUUAA
Glarea lozoyensis ATCC 20868 is the source of this 1347-nucleotide messenger RNA. RefSeq lists its product as uncharacterized. Gene Ontology annotation, cellular component: SAGA complex. Gene Ontology annotation, biological process: regulation of transcription by RNA polymerase II. NCBI's taxonomy places the organism in Eukaryota, Fungi, Ascomycota, Leotiomycetes, Helotiales, Helotiaceae. Gene Ontology annotation, molecular function: transcription coactivator activity. The coding region runs from base 1 to 1347 and encodes 448 amino acids. The transcript has 4 exons. The record is from RefSeq and is a predicted model, not a curated record.